Molecule: messenger RNA, 1236 nt
Organism: Seminavis robusta
Lineage: Eukaryota; Bacillariophyta; Bacillariophyceae; Naviculales; Naviculaceae
Source: the annotation of a GenBank genome assembly
GUAUCUCCUUCAGCACUCACUCUGCAAGCUACUAGCACAAGCUCAGCUAUCACAAAUCAAGUAACUGAGAGCAUCAAAAGCCACAAGAAAACAUCAACCAUGCCCAAGUCCAAGCGUACCAGAGUCGUCCACUUGACCGAAACCAGCAAACGGUCUACCCGCGAACACAAGACGAAAUACAUUGACGAAGUUCGCACUGCGGUGGAUAAGCAUGAUACCCUCUAUCUCUUUUCCUUUGAGAAUAUGAGAUCCAACAAAUUCAAACAAGUCCGCAUGCAGUUUCGCGCCAACGACAUGGACGAGGCUCCCUCUCGCAUUUUCUUGGGCAAGAACAAAUUGCUCCAAGUGGCGUUGGGACGAACGCCCGAAGACGAAUACAGUGACAAUCUACGACAAGUCAGUAAGCGGAUUACCGGUGGAUCGGUCGGAUUGUUGUUUACUUGCCGAUCUCCCACGGAAGUGGAAGACUAUUUUGCCAAUUUGUGCGAACCCGAUUUUGCCCGUGCGGGGUUUGUGGCACCGCGAGCGGUCACCAUUCAAUUGGAACAAUUGGCGCAUUUCCCAGUCAGUAUGGUGGAACAAUUCCGCACGUUGGGAUUGCCCACCAAGGUGGAUAAUGGCACGAUUAUCUUGAUGGACGGGAAACAGGAACAUCGAAUCUGUAAAGAGGGUGAAACACUCAGUGCGGAGCAGUGCAAGUUAUUGACACAGUUUGAUCAGAAAAUUGCCGAAUUCAAAGUCAAAUUGGAAUGCCGAUGGACUCGUAGUUCGGGACAAUUUGAUCAUCUUUAAACAACGAAGCGACAAGCAGCAACGUACGGUACUGGGUGGCAGUGGAGAUGCGCCAUUGUUGGAAGGAGUUACCUACGAAGAACUUGCGAGAAGAAGGAGAAUGUGAUUUGUAGGUAGUGUCUACUUAUUUGCAAUUUACUACAGUACCAAGGACACUGGUUAGUUCGCUAUCGCUUCGUCCAACGAUCUCAAGUGAGAAUAUGGUGUUCAUUUUUUUCCAGCAUUAGUAUAGUCUUAGGCAUUCUUUGGUUGACCUGCUACACUGACCAGAUUGAUGCAGUAUCGGUUUCCGCUCUUGUCUGGAAGGUUAUGGCCAAGGUGUGUCUGAGGCAGCAGUGCAAAAUAUGAAAGUAUGAGAAUCAAUCAAUCGUUCUCAAGUUUGCAAAUGUCAUUACAAUUCUAGUGUAGCACUAGUACUUACUCCAUCCACCGACACGGUCUCUC